Molecule: messenger RNA, 357 nt
Organism: Lactuca saligna
Lineage: Eukaryota; Viridiplantae; Streptophyta; Magnoliopsida; Asterales; Asteraceae
Source: the annotation of a GenBank genome assembly
AUGGAUUUUGGGGAUUUUCUUGUCUUUUGGCUCCUUGGUCGCUCCAUCUUCAAGCUCUUAAUUUUCUCCUCGUCUCAACUUCUUCUAAUAACAAUCUCUACACCUGUGAAAUUAUUGUCGGAAACAUCGAGGAAAAUCAAACUAGGAAGUGAAAGCAAAUUGCUUGAUAAGUUACCCGAAAGCAAAUUGUUCCCGAGUGAUAAUCUCUGCAAGUUGUUUAAUCUUGUGAGUUGUAAUGGUAGUUCCCCAGAGAAUGUAUUGGAUCUCAGAACAAGAACAGUUAAGGUGGUGAUGUUGGAAAAUUAUGUGGGGAUUGGAUAUGAAAGGUUGUUACCAGAAAUUAUGGUCAAAGGUUAA